GUAGUGGUCACAGGUCAGAUGAUCCUUGCUACAUUGUAAAUAGACAGAAGUGAGGGGGGCCAUGCCUCUUUAAAUCACCUCUAGCGGAGCACUCGUUUCCAGUCGGACACGUCUAAUCCUCAGACACUCCUUCUCUGUGUAUUUCGGUCCAGUUCGGGCUGUUACGGUGUUAUUAAACCAUGUACCGGUCUCUGUACGCCUUCCGCUCUGCGGAGCCCAACUCGCUGCACUUCGCUGCCGGAGAAAGCUUCUUAAUCCUGGAGAGGAGCAACAAACACUGGUGGCUGGGCUCCCGCUGCAGCUCGGGGGAAACCGGCUACAUCCCCGCCUCAUACAUCGAAAAAGUCCAGGCUCCAGAGCAAGACGACGUUCUGCAGUCCAUCGACCGAGCCAUCGAAGGCAUCCACAACGUGGCCUUAAAGAACGGAGGCAAAUACAAUCUGGAGCAGAGGGACGUUCUGCAGAAGUUGAUCCAUCACAGAAAGGAGACGCUUGCGCGGCGGAGUUCUUCGUCCUCCGGUCACAAACAGGGUCUGACGUCUUCCAACAGUGACCUAUCGCUCAGCCACACGCCUCCUCCCCCCAACGGCCUUAACCGAGAGUAUGGCCGUCAGGGGAGCAUGCCGCUGUCAGGGAGCGUGGACAACAUGCAGGGAGAACAGGGCUUCUACCAGGUGCCUCCUCAGCCCCGACGGGCGGCUCCCAUCACCCCUCCUCCCCCGGAGAAACAGAGAAACAGCCGGCGCCCAGAGCCCGAGGUCCCGUCCAGGGUGUCCUCCCUUUCUCCUUCCCCUGCUCCCUCCCUCUCGAUCAGCACCACCUCCUUGGAGUCGGGCUCCUCCCGCUCUCUGGCCACCUCCGAUGUCAGCUUGCCCAGCAUUUCCAGCACCCCCCCUCCUCCGGUGCCCUCCCGCGUGAAGCCCCCCGCUCCCCCUCCGGACGUGCUGCCGUCUGAGCCCCCCCCACAGCCGGCGCCUGCGAGGAAAAGCCCGGCUCCUCUGCCUCCGCAGGCCGCCCCUCGGCCGCAGCCUCCCGUGGAGGAGCAGCUGGAGAGCGACUGGCCCGUCGCGCCCCCAUCGGUAGCUGAGAGCCCCCCCCGCAGCCCCACCGUCUCCGAGCCCGUUCCCAUGACUAUCGGGGCCGAGCUGAUCGAGCUGGUGCGGAAGAACACGGGCUUGAGCUACGAGCUGUCGCGCGUUGCUGUUGGCGUGGUGGUCGGCCAUCUCCAGACCGCUUUACCUCAGGCCUCCUCCGACUUGGAGCAAGUUCUCAUCUCGUUGGUGGAAAGCAAGGAUCUGAGCGCCGCGCUGCCGCAGGGCCAGGUGUGUCAUGACGAGGAGCGGCUGGAGGUGAUCUUCGGCGACCUCGCUCGCCACCGAGAUGAUUCCCAGCAGCGCAGCUGGGCGCUUCACGAGGACCACGCUCUCAUCGCCUGCUACCUGGAGGAGCUGCUGAAGAUACUGACUGAUGCGGACCCAGAGGUUUGUAAGAGGAUGUGUAAAGCCAACCACUGUGAGAAUGUGCUGUCUCUGGUUUCAUAUUAUCAGAUGGAGCAUCGCGUGUCUCUGCGCCUGCUGCUGCUGAAGGUGUUCGGGGCGAUGUGCAGCCUGGAUGCUGCUUUCAUCUCCACCCUCCUUAACUCCAUUCUCCCCAUGGAGCUGGCCAGAGACCUUCAGACUGACACGCAAGAACACCAGAAGAUGUGCUACACAGCCUUGCUUCUGACUAUGAUCUUCUCAAUGGGCGAACAGGUGCCAUAUCAUCACUAUGAACACUUGAAUGCUGACUUUGUUCGGUUCCUGCUGGGUGUGGUGGAGGACGGGCUUCCCUCUGAUCCCACGGAGCAGCUGCCUGACACCUUCCUCAACCUCCUACUGGCCUUCAACCUGCACCACACAACUCCUAGCGACAAUGUGAUUAUGAAGGAGCUGAAGAAGAAAAAUGUCAAGAUCCUGUCAGAGAAAGUGCUGCUGCUUCUGAAUAGAGGAGACGAUCCCGUGUGUAUGUUCAAACACACCCCACCUGCACCACAUGCAGUGCUUAAGUUUCUGCAGGAUGUUUUCGCCAGCAGUGAGACGGCUGAUAUCUUCUACCACACUGACAUGAUGGUGAUGAUCGACAUCGCUGUCCGGCAAAUAUCUGACCUUUCACCGGGAGACAAGUUGCGGAUGGAGUAUCUCUCCCUCAUGCACUCCAUAAUGCGCUCGACGGACUACCUCGAGCACCAGCACCGCCUGUGCGACCUUCAGGGGGCGCUGCAGGGGAUUCUCAGGGAGGAGGAAGAUCCAGGAGAGGAUGAAGGGAGUGCUACAGCAAAACAGAUGGAUAAGCUAAUUGUACAGCAAAUCUACAAGGAGUUCCCACAGAUCUGUGAUAACCAGGACUAACAGUAUCAGCAUUCUGCUCACACACUGUAGUCUGCUCCCAUCUAGUGCAGGGAGCUACAAUAAAGCUUGAGAAAAGUAGAACUGACGUUUGAUGGGAUGCCUAGAGUGUUCUGUGCCAGUGUGUACUGACAAAAAAACAGUUUGCCAGUGUUUUGUUGGACUCAUAGUUCAGGGCUUUUCACACAUUUCCUUAUUUAAAAGAGCGCUGCUUAAUAAUAAGCAUGUGUUUUUUAAAGAGGAGGAAAUAUGAGUUUAGUCAUACUUGUAGAUUAAGAAUAGUCAACUGACAGUAUCUUAACCUAAUUAAAAUUCUAAGCAAUAAUCAAAGAUCAUACACUAAAGUAUUUUUUCAAUCAACGUAACAAGAACCAGGAUUAAAUUUUAUUGCAAUCAAAAUAGUAGAACCAAAUAGAUCAUUUUGAUGAAAAGGCAGGUUUGAAUAAUUUGUGUUACCAUAACGGUGCCAAGGUGUGAAGUGGCGUGCGAGGAUUUCAAGUCUGUGUGUUUCCCUAAUAGUGGGACCAAACUACUGUGUGUUACUGAGAGUAUUGUUUUCAUCAUAUAGUACAGUACUUCACAUCUACAGUUACAUCUAAUCUAGCAGAGCAAGUGAACUGUCAUUGUGAGACAAAGCAAGGACUGACGUAUGUUGUCAUUUCUAAGCUUUUCGGUGACUAACUUGCUGCUAAAUAUCAAGACUCUGGUGUGGCUCUGUCUGCUGUUUUAUUUAUCCUAAUGACGACCACUCUCUGCUUACAUAUGCAAAUCUUUUCAAGCAUCUAAAGAAGCUACUGACAGAUGAGAUGAGUUGGUUGCACUGCUGAAGGGUUUUUCUCCAUAUGCUGCGUUCACAGCCAACCUAACUCUGCUGCAUUAAGGCUUUAUAACAACUUGCUGUAUAAUAAUGAGUCUUGGCUGAUGUGAUAGUAAAUGUUCUGCAAUUAUCAUCUGAAAUAAUACCAUUAUAUUACAUAACAUAUGAUAUUACAUUUGUUAAUUGAUGUUGUUGUUUUCCCGUUCUAACACUCCUAUAACGAGGAAGGGGGCAUUUCUUUUAUCUCACCAUGGUCUUAUACUGUAACAAUCGUUCCUUGUUUCUUCUUCAUGCUGUUGUAAUUGUUGUUGUUCUCCCAAACGUAUCUGUUGACAUGGGUUCUCUGGAAAUCUCUCUGAGGUAUUAGACACAAUUCAGAAUUUAUAUCAGAUUUGUCUGUUUACAGUAUGUGUGAGAGGAAGUGAUAUGAACAUGUCCUUGUGAUGAACGCUAUCUGCUAAUGUGCCCUACCUGUGUGUAAUAAUAAAACUAAUAAAGCUAUAUUUUAACAGUAAAA
Molecule: messenger RNA, 3718 nt
Organism: Betta splendens (Siamese fighting fish)
Lineage: Eukaryota; Metazoa; Chordata; Actinopteri; Anabantiformes; Osphronemidae
Product: NCK-interacting protein with SH3 domain-like
Exons: 13
Coding region: 180-2387 (735 amino acids)
Biological process (GO): endocytosis
Molecular function (GO): Arp2/3 complex binding; protein binding
Source: RefSeq, a predicted model, not a curated record